Messenger RNA from Ceratotherium simum simum (southern white rhinoceros), 1113 nucleotides. It is a transcript of the gene KCNMB1, whose product is annotated as potassium calcium-activated channel subfamily M regulatory beta subunit 1. The record is from RefSeq and is a predicted model, not a curated record. Gene Ontology annotation, cellular component: membrane; voltage-gated potassium channel complex. Gene Ontology annotation, biological process: potassium ion transport; detection of calcium ion. Gene Ontology annotation, molecular function: calcium-activated potassium channel activity; potassium channel regulator activity. Lineage: Eukaryota; Metazoa; Chordata; Mammalia; Perissodactyla; Rhinocerotidae.
AUCUCUGCCAGCCCAGAGACACUGAGUGAAGAAGAAAUGUUUCCAAAUACACCAGGAUGGUACAUUUCCCAGCUUCUCAGUUUUGCUGUAUGUUGUUGUUUGAAACCUGUUUCCCACGAGACUCUGGGAAAUGCAGGUGCAGGGGCCUGGUAGCAGCUGCCAUCCUCCGUACUCCGGGCUGGGUACCUGCUCUCCCGAGUUUUUGUCCCAGGCUGUGUGCUCAGACUUGACCAUGUUUGGGCAUGGAGGCUCGUCCCAGAUGGAGACCAAAGGCCGCUUCCCUGGAGACUGGAGAUGGGCUGGGAGCCCAAGCUUCCUGCUGGAGCUCAGGCAGCCUCUUUUGGGGUGGGGACUGGGGGCCAGGCAGAAAGAAAGUGUCUGCCUGCGGAAGACUCCAGGGCACCACCGGGGAGACCAAAUGACUGCUGUCCCCAGUGGACAUGGGGAAGAAGCUGGUGAUGGCCCAGAAGCGGGGAGAGACCCGAGCCCUCUGCCUGGGCGUGGCCAUGGUGGUGUGCGCUGUCAUCACCUACUACAUCCUGGGCACCACCGUGCUGCCCCUGUACCAGAAAAGCGUGUGGACGCAGGAAUCCACGUGCUCCCUGAUUGACACCAACAUCAGGGACCAGGAGGAGCUGGAGGGCAAGAAGGUGCCCCAGUACCCAUGCCUGUGGGUCAACGUGUCAGCCGUGGGCCGGUGGGCUGUGCUGUACCACACAGAGGACACCCGGGACCAGAACCAGCAGUGCUCCUACAUCCCAGGCAGCCUGGACAACUACCAGACGGCCCGCGCUGAUGUGGAGAAGGUCAAAGCCAAAUUCCAUGAGCACCAGGUUUUUCACUGCUUCUCGACGACUCGGGAGAAUGAGACCAGUGUCCUGUACCGGCGUCUCUAUGGGCCCCAGACCCUCCUCUCCUUUCUCUUCUGGCCUACCUUCCUGCUGACUGGGGGCCUUCUCAUUAUCGCCAUGGUCAAGAUCAACCAGUCCCUCUCCAUCCUGGCAGCCCAGAAGUAGACCCAUCUACGCUGUUUACCUUUCCCAGGGCACCUAUUAGAAUAACCACUUAGAGUUAAGACCACGAAAAGUUACUGACCUCUGGCCCAACCACCUU